Molecule: messenger RNA, 2518 nt
Organism: Ceratina calcarata
Lineage: Eukaryota; Metazoa; Arthropoda; Insecta; Hymenoptera; Apidae
Product: myotubularin-related protein 14-like
Exons: 6
Coding region: 351-2237 (628 amino acids)
Biological process (GO): dephosphorylation
Molecular function (GO): phosphatidylinositol-3-phosphate phosphatase activity
Source: RefSeq, a predicted model, not a curated record
UCUACAGUUAAACGUUUUCACGUAUACUCUAUUUCUAAGUCUAACUGAUAAUACGCUUUUGUAAGACCUCGUACUCUUGGUUUGUUUACAUUUCAAGUAAUGUCCUUUAAAUUUAAGAACAGCUGACAGAAAUCGAAAAACGACGUUCAAAUUCUGAUGUGGUAUAUUGUAAAUACAGUGCUUGUGCCAUUCCUAUCGUACGCGAGACAUUGGCUACAGUUACAUGAUUAAUACAAAGUCAUGAGCAUCCUCGUGAAAAUUAUAGAAAUUUAAGCUCAAGUUAGAAAGAAAGAUUGGCCUUUGAGUUAAAGUUCCGGAUAACACGCGUUCUCAGAAAAGCUGUUCCAAUCAUGACAGAAGUAAGCAUACAAGAUUUAGAGGAACUUCUCGGAUACUUCUCGACCAACACGACGUACGAAGCCAAGAAUGCAGACAUCACGUGUAAAGCGAUCAUGCAAAAAUGUCUGCUGCUCACUGAUCUAGAUUAUACUCACUCCGUAAUAAAUAACAGUGAAGGCGAUCUUAGUGCAUCCUAUCCUAGCCAUCUGAUCAUUUUAAAAUACAAGAAGUUCAAUCUGUGUGACACGCUGCUGCCACUGCCAGAGAUCAUAGACGAAAGCAUGUAUGACUUUAACGAAUUGAAGGAAUUGAUAAACACUGCAAAAUAUGCCAGGUGUCGUACAAGAUUUCCACUGCCGGUUAUAUUAUACAAAGGUAGACACGUCUGCAGAUCGGCCACAGUGUCCGGUGGAGUAGAAAUGUACGGCAGAUCUGUGAUAGAGUACUUGUACGCCCUUUUCGGUAGCAAAGGGACAGUUUCUGUUGAGCAAGAAGUAGACGAGGCUCGUGGAGAUGAUUCUGUAUCUAACGAGUCCUCAUUGUAUGAUAAAGUCAGGCAGCAAGAUAUCAAGCUUCUGAAAACGUUUAAUGUAGGAACCAUAAUAGAUUUUAUGGUCGAGAAGAAGAAGGUCAAAUGUAAUAUCAACGUGACGUCCUCGGAGAAAGUAGACAAGCUGAACAGAUACUCCGACUUCAUCCUAAUUUCACUGCCGUAUCCUGGAUGUGAAUUCUUUAGGGAGUUUCGAGGAAACAACUUCUUGGCCGAAGGUUUGAUGUUCGACUGGUCUCAGCCUUACGUGGAUGCAGAAAUUAAUGUGCCGGAGGAUUCGAUCUCGAGUCAGUUACGAAUCAAUUGGGAUCAAUAUCAAGGAUGGGAUCUACUUAAAUUGACUCAAAAUUAUUUGAAACUUAUAUUAAGAUAUUUGAGCGAUAGUAGUAACGGGAUAUUGAUUCAUUGUAUCUCAGGAUGGGAUCGCACACCCCUGUUUAUCUCGUUAUUGAGAAUCAGCUUAUGGGCUGACGGUGCAAUUCACACAUCGCUAAACGUGUAUCAAAUUCUCUACUACACCAUAGCGUAUGACUGGAUGUUAUUCGGCCACGAUUUAAAAGACAGACUGAGCAAAGGGGAAGAUAUAUUUUUCUUUUGUUUCUAUUUUCUAAAGCAUAUUUACAACGAAGAGUUUAGCAUUCAUUCGCUGCGUAAUGACAGCGAUUCACAAUUGGACAACGUGACGUUUGUGACGUCGAGAGUGAUACCGUGUUCGGUCAGUGACAAUUUAAACCCGAAUAGUUCUCCUAGUUCUGUUAGUAAAAGUAGCAGAGAUAGUCUAGAUAAUAAUCCACCAGCGUUGUUUCACUGUGAUUCCACAGAAACUAUUCAAGACGAUUGUCACGGUAACGAGAACGUGGUACCAAGGUCAUCUUAUCUUUCGCCGAAGAAAAGAGUCGCUUCUGGAUCGUUAUCGCCCUUAUCGCCGAAUCGGACUUCGCUUGUCGCUUCUGGAUCGCGAUCGCCCUUAUCGCCGAAUCGGAAUUCGCCUGUCGCUUUUGGAUCGCGAUCGGUCUUAUCGCCGAAUCGGACUUCGCCUAUCGCGAUUCCCGGACAACAACAAGCCGAGUCUUUAUCGUCCGGCGGCGGUUCUUGGCAGAUGAUAUCUGGAACCGGGAGCCUUCACGGUUCCACGACCGUUAAUGCACCGCUCACCGAUGGACUGACGAAUAGUUUAGGUUGUAAACCACUUUCUGAAACAUCCCCGGGACACACGCCUCUAGAAUCGAGCAUAACGAUCAUCAAAGACGAAGCAUGUUGUUGGAUGACACAAUCACGCAGAGAAAAGUUAGAAUGUUUGAGAAAUAUAUUUUAUAAAGUUUAUAGUCACACCGUGGGUUUCAAAUAACAGACAAUUCUGAGACGAAUAUCGCGGGCCAGUUUUUCAGCAAUGUCGCGGAGACAGUAGGGAUUCUUUCCAUUCAACGCACAUCCUUGUGACUGUAAUGCAUCGUUUACUUUUACUCUGCCACCUUUUCCCUUGGCUCCGUGAUUAUUAGUUUAUUGUUAUCGAUUACUCGACUCAAUUGAGAAUUUUAUAAAAACGCUAUACAACAUGUGAAAAUAAAACAAUUGUACAUCAUCGUUUAUGCGAAUAAUGCAUUGUUAUACAAGAUGAUAGCGUGUAUA